Heterocephalus glaber (naked mole-rat) is the source of this 5052-nucleotide messenger RNA. The record is from RefSeq and is a predicted model, not a curated record. NCBI's taxonomy places the organism in Eukaryota, Metazoa, Chordata, Mammalia, Rodentia, Bathyergidae.
GCAAAUAAACUAACAAGCAGUUGAGGAUUCUGAAAAAUCAUUCUUGCUGUGGGAAAGGAAGCUUAACGGGUAAACACAGGAAGCGAGGUGUCGAAAGGGCCCCAAACACCUCACAUUAAUUGCAGGGAAGGGAGAAGGAAGCCCCUAGAAAGGGCAAGCUAUUUCCCGGUUCAUGUUGCUACCUUUUUGGCUCAAAGGGGAGGGCAAGACCUUAUGAGGCCAUCUUGUCAUGGUUCUGAAAAGAAAUAUUCAGCACUAUGUAGUAACAAUGGCUGCAGAGGAAGGGAGAGGGACAAGAGGUGGGAAUUAAAUGGCAGUGGAAUGGGAGCCUCUGCUUUCUUUGUAUAAACUUUGUGAACUAUAUAAAUGCAUUCUUUAUUUUAAAAAUGAAAUUAAAAUGUGUUGUUAAUAAAAAUAAGUGGGUUUGAUAUUUUUUUCUCUUUUCAUAUAGACAUUUCCAGAAAGCACUGCUUGGUGUCAUUUAGACUUUUCAGAUAGAAACUACUUAGCUCCAUCUGAUCCUAGAAUCCAGCCUUGGAAUGUCUCUUAGAAUCCAGUCCUACUGAGAUUCCUCGUUGGUGUUUAUGGAACAUUGAACUGUAAGACUUCUCUAAAGGCGUGCCCCAGAGCUGGCCCUCCUGCCUCUGCCAUGGCCUCAUCAGCUUCCUGGGGUUCUUGCUGCUUCUGCUCACCUUCCCCAUUUCUGGCUGGUUUGCCCUGAAGAAAUAGCUAAAGAUACUGACUGGAUUGUGACCAAAGCAAAAGGGACGGAGGGGGAGAAGAGACCUGGGAAAACAUCAUUGACCAGCCUAGGCCAGCCACUUCCAGUCUUUCUCUUUGCCACUUGGACAGAUCGUGCCCACCUAUGAGCGGAUGAUCGUGUUCCGCCUGGGCCGCAUCCGCACCCCCCAGGGGCCUGGCAUGGUUCUGCUCCUGCCCUUCAUCGACUCCUUUCAGAGGGUGGAUCUGAGGACACGAGCCUUCAGUGUCCCUCCUUGCAAGCUGGCCUCCAAGGAUGGGGCUGUGCUGUCCGUUGGGGCCGACGUCCAGUUCCGCAUCUGGGACCCAGUGCUGUCAGUGAUGACCGUGAAGGACCUGAACACGGCCACGCGCAUGACGGCCCAGAAUGCCAUGACCAAGGCCUUGCUCCGGAGGCCGCUUCGGGAGAUCCAGAUGGAGAAGCCAAAGAUCAGCGAGCAGCUCCUGCUGGAGAUCAACGAUGUGACCAGGGCCUGGGGGGUAGAGGUGGACCGUGUGGAGCUGGCAGUAGAGGCUGUGCUACAGCCGCCCCAGGACAGCCCAGCCGGGCCCAGCCUGGACAGCACCCUGCAGCAGCUGGCCCUGCAUCUGCUGGGUGGAGGCAUGAACUCCCUGGCAGGAGGCACACUGCCCACAGGGCCAGCACUGCCAGCCGCCCCGGUGGACACCCUGGAGAUGGUGAGCGAGGUUGAGCCGCCGGCUGCCUGGGAUGGGUCCAGCCCGAAGCAGCUGGUGGCCGAGGGGCUGCUGACGGCCCUGCAGCCCUUCCUGUCUGAGGCCCUGGUCGGCCAGGUUGGCGCCUGCUACCAGUUCAACAUCGUCCUGCCUGGGGGCGCCCAGAGCAUCUACUUCCUGGACCUCACUGCAGGGCGAGGCAGGGCAGGGCACGGGGUGCCUGACUGCAUCCCUGAUGUGGUAGUGGAGAUGGCUGAGGCCGACCUGGCCGCCCUGCUGUGCCGGGAGCUGCGGCCCCUCGGUGCCUACAUGAGUGGGCGGCUGCAGGUGAAGGGAGACCUGGCUGUGGCCAUGAAGCUGGAGGCUGUGCUCCGGGCACUGAAGUAGCCACCAAGGGCCACCUGUCACCCACCCCGAGCUGGCACCGGGCCGGCGGCUGCUUGAAGGAAGAGGCUCCAGCCUGCAGCGAGGAUGGCAGGGGCCCAGCCAGGAGCUCCUGGCGGAGGUGGGAGAGACCUAGUCGGGCCGGCCUGCACGUCUCUCCUGUGGUUCCCCCUGGUCGGGCCCUGACCUUCCCCGUCUCCAGCCAGGUGCCCAGCCCUGCCGAGCCCAGCCCACUAGGAACAGCCUGAUGCCACCUGGCCCGGGCCUGCACCAGGGACUAAAGCGUGUGGGUCCAAGUGUGUGAUGAGGGCCCACAGAGGACAGGAGGGCAGACUGGCGGGUGGGAGGAGGCAGCCCCCAGGAAGAGGUUGCUGCACCCCCUCCUGACUGUAGUCCAGGCCUUACUGGUGUGAGAGGAUGAGGGACAGUGGGGCUGCCGCUGACAGCAGCGCCCCAAGGUGACUCGUCCCUCAGCUCCAUGCUUUGUGCCUGAUCUGGGGCCCAGGACAGCAUGCGGGGCCCUGAUGUUCGUGCUUCUUCCAGGCUCCAUGCCUGUGGCCAAUAAACGUGGUGUUGACAGUGUGGCACAGAGUGUGGGGUGUGGGGUGCGGGCUGCAGGUGCGGGUGGGCUAGGUGUCUACACAGUGAUGACCUUGCUGGGCCCAGGCAGACACUGGGACCCUGGAGACACUGGAGGGUUCCCCCUGAGGGUCUCCAAGCCCCGCAAAAUCAUGGAUGGGGUGCUCUCUGUUCCUUUUUUUUUUUUUUUUGCUUUUUUUGAGAUAGGAUCUCAGUAUGUAGCCCAGGCUGGCCUUGAACUCUCAGCGACCCUCUGCCUCAGCCUUCUAUGUGCUGGGCUUACAGACAUGCACAUCCACACCGGGCCCUCUCCUUUUCUCUUUAUAGUCAGGUACAGGUUUGUCAGGAAGUAGGGACACGGUGCCCCAGAGCUGGUCCUACAAACAUUGACCUGAUGAAGUCUGGGUGAGGGGCCCCAGUCACCUUCAAGAGAGGAGUCGGGGCCAUGGCAGCUGCCCCAUCGCACUGUCCACUGCCUGAGGGGAGGGACACAGGCAGGGAGUCCAGGUUCUGGGUCCAGCAAGGACCUGUGAGUGCCACAGAGCUGAGCAGCAAGUCCUUUCUGGAGAGUUGGCGGGAAGAAAUAGAACCACACACACAGCCUGACCUCUCUGUGGAGGUUCAGUCCUUAGCUGCCCUGUGACUCGGGCCUGUCCCUUGGCCCAGGCCCUUUCUAGUUCAUUGGUUGUCCCCACCAGUGCCAGACCCAGCCUGUCGCUCCUGUAGGUCUUGCCCAGCUGGGGCCACCUCCCUCAAGCCCUGCUGCUGUGCCCUGGGGCUCGGGGUUCACCUUGGGGUCCUCCUUGGGGUCCCGGCCUCUCUGCUUCUCCGGGGGCCUCUUCCAGGCCUCCUCUUCGGUCCCCACCUGCCACAUGGCCACCCUGAGGCCCAGCAGGGCUGUCCUUGGCUGAGCAACCCCUCUUCCAGCAGUCACUGUGCCUGUUCCCUGCCAUCUGCCCCUGUUCCUGCUGGGCCACAAGCCCUGUGGCAUGGUCACCACAGUUGCCUUCCCAGGCCGCUACCCACAGAGCCCAGGGCAUCUCCCAAGAGCCUGCGCUGCCCCCUCCCCUGUCACCUUUAGGGGAAACAAAUUCCCAGACCUUCAGGUGUGAGAGGCUCAGACAGCUUUUAGGGGAAAGUGAAACUCCUGCCUAUCUGUGUGGGCUGGAGCUAGAGGUCUGUGACUGCUGUUAACGCCCCACCCUGCAGAGAGGGAGGACUGUUGGACGGCCACCUGUUAAUCAGAGAUGGCUUCCGGGAGGAAGUGAGGCCUGACCUGGAACUCAUCACAGUGGGAAUAGUGCAAGGUGGAGGGAAAGCCCCUGCCAGGGCACAGGCGGAAGAGGCAGGCUGGCACCUCUGAUGUGCGCCCCUGGAACCUCAAGUGUGAGAGGGUUGUGUGUAGGGACUUUAUGGGAAGGAGACAGAAGUAACUGUCAUUAUAUGCCAAUUGUAUGUCCCUGUACUGAAUGAGACACUUCCUAUAUUUUUUCUUCAAAAUAACCUAGUAGAUAACUAUGCUACUUAAUAUGUUAAUAUACAAUGCAUUAUUUUGAAAUAAGUAUUUAUACUUUGAAUAGCUAGUACAUGCACACAUGGUUCUAAAGUUUAAAAGGAUUAAAAAAGGCAUACUAUGAAAAUUGUCCCUCAUACACGUGUCUCAGCACAUGUGACCCAGACCUUCCUCCAAAAAGGUUUCCCUGCCAUUAGUCUCUUGGUUUUUCUUCCAGAAGGUUUUUGCUAUUUUAAAACACACUGUUAUGUUAGAAAAGCCCAAUACAAAGAUUAAAAUAUGCAGUGUGUUUAAAUAAAAUUUAUUGCAAUGAAAGACACAUUACCAUGAAUCCCCCUCAAAAUCCUUCCUCUCACUUCAAACACUUAUCCCACCAUUCUUGCCACUUUCUGAAGCAGGUCUAGAAGUCCUCUUUUGUGUCUUUUUGAGGUGUGAUUGAGAAUUCAGUGAAUGCUGCUGCCAGGCGCCAUCCUGCAGAAAGGCAGGCUCAUAAGAACAUGACAGUGUGUUCUCAUCAACUUUAUUCACCGGACCCGACAUUGUUACUUCCGGCUCAUCCCAAAGUCAAAAUGAUCAUGAAAGAGAAGCAUUUGGAAUGGAUUCCGGACACUGAGGCAGCCACAAUAGCUCAACUAAAAACACUGAAGAAAGGACUCCAGAGCUGCUUUAGAAAGUGGUCAGAAAAUGGGGUAAACACCUAAGAGUGUUUGAAGGAGGAUUGUGGAGGGAAGGGGUUAACUGCAAUGUGUCUUUUACUAUAAGAAAUUAUUUUGUAACUUAAACGUUCAUGGUAUUCUUUUUACCCAGUUCAUAGCUAUCCUCUGGAUACAAUGUUGCUUUACCCAUUUAAGGACAUGCCUUAGGAUCUUUCCUUAUUAGCACCCACUUUCCCCGUGAUAUUUUGGAUUACAAGGGAUUCUACUGUAGUACCAUCAUUUAUUUAACUUUUCCUGGGUGGGUGAUUUCUUUCUAGUGUUUUGCUACAGCUACAGUGAAUAACCUGUAUCAACUUUUACUGUGCUGUUUUGCCAAUGGCUGACAGAAUCUUAGAACUGGAGCUGCUGGGUCAAAGCACUUGUAAAUUCAUAAAUAUGUAAUUUAAUAAAUAUUGCCAACAUGCCCUCUUUGGAGAUUUUACCCAU